UGCUGUUCCCGCCCCCAACCAGUCGCCAUUUUAUUGAGGCGAGCGGAAUUCUUCUAGGCGGCCGGGCCGAGUAGCGGUUUCGGGACUGGCUUUGUGGAGGCGAUCACUGCAGAGACAGGUUACAGAAUUCAUCUACAAUGGGGAAUGUUUUUGAAAAACUGUUUAAAAGCCUAUUUGGAAAAAAGGAAAUGCGUAUUCUUAUGGUGGGCUUGGAUGCAGCUGGCAAAACCACCAUUUUGUACAAAUUGAAGCUGGGAGAGAUUGUGACAACCAUCCCUACCAUAGGUUUCAAUGUGGAGACUGUGGAAUAUAAAAAUAUCAGCUUCACGGUCUGGGAUGUUGGUGGCCAGGACAAAAUCAGACCUUUGUGGCGACAUUACUUCCAGAACACUCAAGGUCUGAUUUUCGUGGUUGACAGUAAUGACAGAGAGCGGGUCAAUGAGGCCCGAGAAGAACUAACCAGAAUGUUAGCAGAAGAUGAGCUCAGAGAUGCAGUUUUAUUGGUGUUUGUAAACAAACAGGAUCUUCCCAAUGCGAUGAAUGCAGCAGAGAUCACAGACAAGCUCGGCCUCCACUCCCUUCGCCAGAGAAACUGGUACAUCCAGGCUACCUGUGCCACCAGUGGCGAUGGCCUUUACGAGGGCCUGGACUGGCUGUCCAACCAGCUCAAAAACCAGAAGUGAUCAGAAGCACCCAUUCCCCGUGCACUGUGGCGAAGCCAGCUGGCCUUUCCUGUGUGCAUGUGAGCGUGUGAGGAGCCCAUGGGCCUGGGCAGCUGCCAGUGGGGGCAGCUUUCUCACACCGUGCCUUAUACACGCUAUUCGAAAACCAGUAUUCCAUUUUAAGAGAAGCAGUGUUACAUUUUGAAUGCUACGUUCCAUUUCACUAGCUUUGAUGGUCAUUUCUGCUGAGGCCCCCUGGGUGUGAGUGCUAGAGUGUCUCCAGGCUGGAAAAGAAGAGAGCUGGAGCCAGACAGGUCCCAUUGUGCAGUCCUGGGUCUGGCAUCUCCACACACCCGGGAUCCUGUUGGAUUUCAGUGUCCUUUUGUAAGAAGAAAGGAAGGAACUGUCAUUCUUUCCCAUCGUGCCAAAGCGAGCAGCUCACUUGUCGUGCUUUAACGGUCCUCAAGAAGAGAAGCUAGGUGAUGACCACAGGUUGAAGAGCCUCAGGGGGCAAUGCCUCCCCUGGGCUCUGUUAGUUCAUACCGACUUGUUUAGCUUGCUUAGUCAAAGGAAUCAGUGACCUUUUUCAUUAGAGUAUCAAGACUGUAACACUAGAGAAGUUUCCAGCCUGUCCUUCACUUGCCAAAUGGAGACCCUGUGGGCUGGUGGCCCAGCAGGAGGCCAGGACUCUUACCCCAAGCCACAUGGUCCACAGUGGAGUGCAGGUUGGCUGGAGGGAGUGAAGUGAGGUGGCUCUUGUGUUCUGGCAUCACCGUCUCAGGCCCUCGAGGCUGCUGCUCCCACUUCCCUGCUCUGUGCUGAGUGUUCCUCACAGGAAGCAGACAGAUGCCCCUGGUGGAGUCGUCACUGUGUCUGGUUGUCCUAGUCUGCUGUAGGCUUUUGGUUAGUAUCUGUUUGCAGAACCGUACACCUAGGAGUUCUGAGAGUUUGUGAGAAAGUCGUGAGGUUCAUGUAGGGAUGGAGUUCCCAGUGACCCCUGGUCCUCCCUGGGUUGGUGCUAAACUUUGCUCUGAGAAGCAUUUUUACCUAGACUACUCUGGCGCACGGGCUCCCUCCUCAACGGCAGUAUUGUCUAGAGAGCUGUUGGAAGUGUGUGCUGUGCUGCCCUGCAGAUAGCGGUAGACAGGAAGGUCUGGAGAGGAGCUGGGCUUAGCCCCAAGCCCUCUGUCCACACAACUCCUGGCCACAUUUGUACCGAAGCCCUUCUGCUUAACCUUUUAAAACCCCUUUCAAAAAAUCUUGAUUCCUACUUUAGGAAGGGGAAUGCAAGCUGAAUUUUAAG
This is a messenger RNA of Peromyscus eremicus (cactus mouse), 1965 nucleotides long. Its product is annotated as ADP-ribosylation factor 2. The record is from RefSeq and is a predicted model, not a curated record. The coding region runs from base 138 to 683 and encodes 181 amino acids. Gene Ontology annotation, cellular component: cytoplasm; plasma membrane. The transcript is spliced from 5 exons. Lineage: Eukaryota; Metazoa; Chordata; Mammalia; Rodentia; Cricetidae. Gene Ontology annotation, biological process: vesicle-mediated transport; intracellular protein transport. Gene Ontology annotation, molecular function: GTP binding; GTPase activity.